Colletotrichum aenigma is the source of this 1119-nucleotide messenger RNA. It is a transcript of the gene yesR, whose product is annotated as Unsaturated rhamnogalacturonyl hydrolase YesR. Bases 1 to 1119 code for a protein of 372 amino acids. The record is from RefSeq and is a predicted model, not a curated record. Gene Ontology annotation, biological process: carbohydrate metabolic process. The transcript has a single exon. Lineage: Eukaryota; Fungi; Ascomycota; Sordariomycetes; Glomerellales; Glomerellaceae.
AUGCCCGCCGAGCUUCACGGCGUCAAGUCCGCCGAUGUCCACAAGCAGGUCAAGCAGCUCAUCCACGAGCUGGUGAACAUCAAGGACACGACGGGCGAGUUCCUCAUGACGCUGGCCGACGGCCGCAUCAUCGACACCAAGGGCUGGAACGACUGGGAGUGGACACACGGCAUCGGCCUGUACGGCAUCUGGAAGUACUACGAGCUGACGGGCGACGACGAGUGCCUCAAGACCAUCGAGGACUGGUUCCGCAACCGCUUCGACGAGGGCCACAAGGGCAAGAACAUCAACACCAUGGCCGUCUUCCUGACGCUCGCCUACGUCUACGAGAAGACGGGCAACGAGACGUACCGCCCCUGGCUCGAGAGCUGGGCCGAGUGGGCCUACCACGACCUGCCGCGCACAAAGUACGGCGGCAUGCAGCACAUCACCUACCUCGAGGUCAACGACCAGCAGCUGUGGGACGACACGCUGAUGAUGACCGUCAUGCCGCUCGCCAAGAUCGGCCUCGUGCUCAACCGCCCGCACUACGUCGAGGAGGCCAAGAAGCAGUUCCUCAUCCACCUGCAGUACCUCUUCGACGCGCCGACGGGGCUCUUCUUCCACGGCUGGACCUUCCAUGAGGGCGGCCACAACUUUGCGCGCGCCCGCUGGGCCCGCGGCAACAGCUGGGUGACCAUCGUCAUCCCCGAGUUCAUCGAGCUGCUCGACCUCGGCCGCGACGAAGCGCUGCGCGCGCACCUCGUCAACACGCUCGACGCGCAGGUCAACGCGCUCGUGCCGCUGCAGGCGGAGAGCGGGCUGUGGAGGACGCUGCUCGACGUGCCCGAGGCGGAGGGCUCGUACGUCGAGGCCAGCGCCACGGCCGGGUUCGCGUACGGCAUCCUCAAGGGGCAGCGCAAGAAGUACAUUGGCAAGGAGUACGAGGAGACGGCGAUCAAGGCCGUCAGGGCGGUGCUGGAGAACAUCAGCCCCGAGGGCGAGCUGCUGAACACGUCGUUCGGCACGGGAAUGGGGCACGAUCUGCAGCAUUACAAGGACAUCCCGCGGACGAGUAUGCCGUACGGCCAGGCCAUGGCCAUGAUGGCGCUGGUCGAGUUCUUGCGGGUCUACUAUUGA